AUGUCUGAUUCCAAGCCCGCAUUUCUGCUCUUCGGCUCCCUUUCCCUGUCCUUCGACGAGAAGGCCUUUCAACAGCUGCAGAGGACCAUAAUAGCUGAUGGAAGACACCACUGGGCCUGGGAGACGCUCACGUGCCUUCCCCAUUCCUAUCAAACGAUCGUGGCUGCCGUCCCUGCUCUGGAGUCUGCUUCUACUCUCGAACACCUCCACGACCUUAAGAAGGCCGUCCAACGUCAACAGCCAUUGACCAUACCUUUCCCUCUGCCGAAUUCAGCCCUAAUUCCCCUUGUUGUAGUCUUCCAAUUGACUCAAUAUGCGGAUAUGGUUGAGGAUGCCGCCAUCGACCUGGACCCCCGGGUUGACCUCUUCGCUGCAUCAAUCCACGGCCAAGAAACAUUGGGCUUCUGUACCGGUCUCCUCAGUGCCAUCACGGUCUCGAGUGCCCGGAACAAGGAACAGUUCUGCCACUUCGCUGCCGUUGCCGCCCGACUGGGUCUUCUUGUUGGCAUGGUCGUCGACGCAUGUGAUGCCGCGUCUUUGGGGCCGUCACGAUCGCUGAUUGCCGCCUGGAGCUCAGGGAAGAAGGAGAACGAGCUGCAUCAAAUACUCCAAGCCUUUCCAGAGCUAGCGUAUUUGUCAGUCUACUACGAUGAGGAUCCCUCAACCCUCUCCCCACUGCUGGAACAAUGUCGAGCAGCGGGCAUUCUAGCUGCAGAGGUCGGGCUAUUCGGGCGAUUCCACACUAUUCUCGACUUCUGUGACGCCCACCCGAGCUUUCAGUUUCCGGACGCCUCAGAACUGCAAAUCUUGAUAGACCCACGGCAGUGGUUUGCAGCAGUUGACACUGUCCGCAAAUCACGGCUGCAAGAAGACGACGCUCAUCGCUUCGGUCAAAAGGUGAUCCAAGCGCCCGUGCCUGGGAGCUCGCAGGCUGCCUCGUACACGUAUUGCGGCAAUGACAUUGCCGUUGUCGGGAUGGCGUGCAAAACCGCCGGUGCGGACAACCUCAAGGAAUUCUGGGACCUACUUUGCGCGGGGGAGUCUCAGCACAAGGAAGUACCCAAGGAGCGUUUUGGUUUCGAAACUGUCUUUCGAGACGUCGGCCAGAAGCGCAAGUGGUUUGGGAACUCCAUCAAUGGUCAUGACGAAUUUGAUCACAAAUUCUUCAAGAAAAGCCCCAGGGAAAGCGCGACAAUGGAUCCGCAACAGCGCCACCUACCGCAAAUUGCCUACCAGACCGUAGAACAAUCCGGCUACUUUCACAAUCCGAGUCCUGACAAGCGGAUCGGCUGCUAUGUAGGUGUCUGUGCUUGUGAUUAUGAAGCCAACAUUGCCUGUCACGCUCCGAAUGCUUUCUCCGCGACGGGAAAUCUGCAAGGAUUCAUUGCUGGAAAAGUCAGCCAUUUCUUCGGCUGGACCGGCCCGGAUCUCACCAUCGACACUGCAUGCUCCUCCUCGGCGGUUGCGGUUCAUCAAGCCUGCAAGGCAAUUGUAGGAGGCGAGUGCACCGCGGCCCUUGCUGGUGGCACGCAUAAUCUGGCAGGCGCCUCAUUCUUGAGUCCCACUGGACAAUGCAAGCCAUUCGAUAUCGAAGCAGACGGGUACUGCAGGGUGAGGAAAUUGUCCGCGGCGGUCGCCGAUGGAGAUCAAAUCAUGGGCGUGACCCCAGCAACAGCUGUCCAACAGAACCAGGACUACGUGUCCAAGCGAGCCCGUCUCACACCGGAAGAAAUCUCCGUUGUUGAGGCCCACGGCACAGGUACUGCAGUAGGGGACCCUGCAGAAUAUGAUAGUGUCCGUGCUGUCUUAGGGAGAUCAAUCCGCAAGAAGCCGUUGAUGCUCAGCUCCGUCAAAGGACUAGUAGGUCAUGUGGAGUGUACCUCCGGCAUCAUCUCCAUCAUCAAAGUGCUACUGAUGAUUCAGAAGAGCAUGAUUCCACCCCAGGCCAGUUUCACCACCGUCAAUCCAGCUAUCAAAGCGACGUCAACAGACAAUAUUGUCAUCCCAACUAGCUUGCAGCAAUGGAAUGUUGGGUUCAAAGCUGUUCUCAUCAACAAUUAUGGAGCCUCUGGUUCAAAUGCGUCCCUCAUCAUCACCCAAGCCCCAGCCCAAGCGAGGAGAGCAAUUGGAACGACGGUGCAUGACAGUAUGAGCAUACGAUGGUACUCGAAGGGCCUUCGCGACUAUUUGAAUCGUGACCUCUCUGAGCCGAAACUGUCUUAUAUUGCCUUUAAUUCGGCCCGUCAAAGCAACUGGCAUCUUAAUCGAACGCUGAUGUUCAGUGUAAAGUCUAUUGACAAAUUGAACAAGGAUCUUCAAGCAUACGAGAAUGGUAACUUCAACAUCACGUCCGUUUCUCUUCCGAGUCCUCUUCCUGUGGUGCUAUGCUUUGGUGGGCAAGUGUCUAAGUUCAUCGGACUUGAUCGGCUGGUGUAUGAGCAUGUUGCAGUGUUUCGAAAGCAUCUUAACACGGUUGAUGCCGUGGCUCGGGCCAUGGGUGUGGGUAGCAUCUUCCCGGACAUAUUCAGCCGUGCUUCGAUUGAUGACCCCGUCAAGUUGCAAGUAAUGCUCUUUUCCUUGCAAUAUGCCUCAGCGCACAGCUGGAUAGAUUCUGGAAUCCAGCCAGCGGCAGUCGUAGGCCAUAGCUUCGGCGAGCUUACGGCUCUAUGCGUGGCAAGUGCCUUAUCGCUUGAAGACACCAUGCGUAUGAUCGUGGCUCGUGCUACCGUUGUUAGAGACUUUUGGGGUCCUGACAAGGGUGCUAUGGUUGCUGUGGAGGCCGAUCUUCAUGAAGUGGAAGCGCUACUCGUGAAGUCCAAGGCCCACUGUGCCGGUAUCGAGUCAGCCACCAUUGCUUGCUAUAACGGGCCUCGGAGCUAUACGCUGGCUGGUGCAACUCCGGCGGUGCAAGCAGUCAUUGAGACACUUUCCUUGUCUGCCUUUUCGUCCAUGAAACAUAAGCGGUUGAACAGGGCCACGGAGUCAGCUGCCGACGAGAAGCUUACCCCUCAGUUUGUUGCUCAACAUAUCCGCUCACCCGUAUUCUUCCACCAAGCAAUAAAGAGGUUAUCCUGCAAGUAUCCAUUCUGUGUCUUCCUGGAAGCUGGGUCCGCCUCAACCGUUACCAACAUGGCUAGCCGAGCCCUCGGCAGUCCCAAAAGCUCGCACUUUCAAUCUAUCAACAUCACUUGCGACAAUGGGUGGAACAACUUGGUGGAUGCAACACUGAGCCUGUGGAAGGCAGGCCUGGGUGUGCAAUUCUGGGCUCACCAGUCGAGUCAAACAAAGGGGCACCCAAUCCUUCUAUUGCCGCCCUACCAGUUUGAGCGUUCAAAGCAUUGGAUUGAACUCAAGACGCCCCCAAGAAUUACUUCGGAAAAAGACUUGAGACCAAAGAUCAUGGAGCAGGACCUGCCGGAGAAGCUUUUCAAGUUCGUCGGGUACGAAGACAAGGCCGAGCGGCAAGCGAGAUUCCGUAUCAAUACGCUGGCCGCCGAGUACGAAAGACUCCUUCGUGGACACGUCAUUGCUCAGACAGCGCCCAUCUGCCCUGCCACUAUUCAGCUUGAUAUAGUCAUUGAAGCAGUACGCAGCAUCAAGCCAGCUUUCUCAUCAUCCAAGCUAGAGCCCAGGCUGUACAACGUCGAGAACGCCUCGCCACUCUGCAUCAACCUGGGGCAGGCAGUAUGGGUCGAGGCGGUUACGGAAGGUAGCGCAGCAACAACUUGGAACUUUCAGGUUUUCAGCAAUGACCUUCAGAACGAAGCCCCGCGCACAGUCCAUACUACCGAUCAGAUCGUCUUUCAGUCCGUCGACGAUCUCGCACUGAAAUCUGAGUUUGCGCGCCUGGAACGCCAUUUCAGUCACGAACAGUGUCUUGAUAUCCUGCGCAGUAACGAUCCAGACGAAGUCCUGCAGAGUAGAAACAUCUACAAAAUCUUCGCCGAGAUCAAGCUGGUGAGCAAGGGAAGCCAAUCGGCAGGUUUAGUAGCCAAGCAGUAUAAUCCGGAAUCAUGGCUCGACGGGCAUCUGGCCGACAGCUUCUGUCAGGUUGGAGGCAUCUAUGUCAACUGUAUGGUUGACCGCACCAUGUCAGAUAUGUAUAUCGCAAAUGGUGUCGAGCAGUGGAUUCGCUCUCCGAGAUUUCACCAGCAAGAUUCGCGGCCUGAUUCGUACCAUGUUCUGGCGACACAUCAUCGACCCUCACCCAAGGCGUUUCUAACAGAUGUCUUUAUAUUCAAUCCGACAAAUGGUUCUUUGAUUGAGGCCAAGCUGCGUAUCAGCUAUGUGAGAGUACCGAAAGCUUCGAUAAGCAGGUUACUAUCGCGUCUUACCAUGGGAGACUUCCAGAAGGUUGCGGAAGCUUCCACCUCUGAGCCUUUUCAUGGUGAUACCGAUGCAGAGAAAAAGGUUUUAGCAGUUCCCCAAGCACAGGUACAGAGAGCCAGUCCUUCAGCAAGCAUCAAAGUGCAGGCACCAGGCGAGUUAGAGACUGCACCAAAGGUGAAGACUAUCCUUGCGGAACUCUCCGGUCUCGAGUUGAAGGAGAUCAAAGAUGACAGUAACCUCGCAGACUUAGGAAUUGAUUCUCUCAUGGGAAUGGAGUUGGCACAUGAGAUUGAAGCCGCAUUCCAGAUCACGAUUCUGGAAAAUGAGCUCAUGGAUGUCAUCGACAUUCCCAGCUUGAUGAAGUGUGUGGAAACUGUGAUAGGUGGCGGCGUUGUUACUGCAACAGAAAGCAGUGAUCAAAGCACUUCUGAGAGUGAGGAAAGCGACACAAAGCCCAGCGGCUACACGACGCCGAGUACCGCAUCUGAGGUGGCUGAGCCAGCAAAGUCUGUCCAGAACACCGGACUGAACCUUUCCUUUUGCUCUGUGAUAGAGGCUUUCAAUGAGGUCAAGAGCAAUACCGACGACCAUAUUGUUGAUUACAAGCAGGGCAAUUACUUUGAGACGGCGUUCGAUAAGUUGGGACAGCACAUUCGCAAUGCCAAUCCUGGUGACAAAUUUGUCCGCAUUGAACACGCAAGAGAACAUGCCCGACUAGUUGACCACCUGUAUAGAAUGCUCGACGAGGGAGCAGGGCUUGUAAAUAUCGACGGCGAUUGCAUCACUCGCACGGCAGUCCUCCCUCCUUGCUCGAGCAAAAAGAUCCUCGCAGAACUUGCUACUCGCUUCCCUGACCAGAGUAUGGCUGAUGAACUCACCUUAUACACUGGAUCUCAGCUGGCCGAGGUCCUCAGAGGCCAGACAGAUGGGAUCAAGUUGAUCUUCGGAACUCCAAAAAGGGCGCUAUUCUACCGACAAAUGGAGGAAUUCAUUAGCCGACUCGUUUCUAAAGUCGACAUGGCUCAGGGCGUCAUCAAGAUCUUGGAGAUGGGGGCUGGUACAGGAGGAACGACUAGAUGGCUCGUUCCUCUGCUCGCGGAGUUGAACAUUUCAGUCGAGUACACCUUCACGGAUCUCGCUCCAUCCUUUGUCGCUGCCGCUCGCAAGAGAUUUGGCAAGCAGUAUCCCUUCAUGAAAUUCAGGACACAUGGUAUUGAACAGGCUCCGGCCGACGAUCUUCUCGGCACGCAACACAUCAUUAUCGCCAGUAACGCUGUGCAUGCCACGCACAGUCUCAGGGCGUCUGCAAGUAAUACCCGCAAGGCCCUACGAUCUGACGGUCUCCUUAUGAUGCUCGAAAUGACAAGUAUCAUGUAUUGGGUCGAUGUCACAUUCGGGCUGUUUGAGGGCUGGUGGUAUGUUGACGAUGAACGCACACAUGCUGUGACGCACGAGUCGCAGUGGGAAACUGAGCUGCACUCGGCUGGAUACGGACACGUCGACUGGACUGAUGGUGCGCGGCCAGAGAACAGACUGGAGAAGCUGAUUAUUGCCUUUGCUUCAGGCGGGAGGUACGAGCGACUCCCACAGUCACAUCCAAUCGAGAGCCUAUCGACUGACUGUGCGGCGCGACAAACAGUUAUUGACAGAUACCUGCGUAAGAUGACGGCCGGAUGGAAGGCUCCUUCGGUGAAGGUCGGACCCACAAAUAGGGAUAGAAAAUGUAUUGUUCUCACAGGGGCAACAGGGAGCUUGGCAAGCCAUGUGGUCCAAAAGCUUGCCAGCAGUCCUGGUCUUCAGUCUCUGAGCCAGAAAGGCAUCUGGCUUCCUGACGAUGCGAUCGACAAACUCACCAUCAUGGAUGCUGAUCUUGCAAGACCGCAACUCGGGCUGUCGAGUCCACAGUACGAAUCCCUUGUCUCAACGACCACGCACAUUAUUCACAACGCCUGGCUCAUGAAUGCGAAAUGGCCGUUAGAUCGAUUCGAGUCACAACUUUAUAUCAUGCGCAAUCUGUUAGACUUUGCGUCCGCUGUUGUGGGCCAUGGCUGUAACAUAGUCACAUUUCAGUUCAUCUCCUCCAUUGCAACAGUCGGUCAUUAUCCUCUGCAUACAGGAAGACCUCGGGUUCCGGAAGCGAUGAUGGGAAUCGAAUCUGUUCUCCCCACCGGGUACGGAGACGCAAAGUACAUUUGCGAGCUGAUGCUUGAGUCGACGCUAAGGCUUCACCCAGACAAAUUCCAUGCCAUGACGGUGCGUCCAGGGCAAAUCGCAGGCUCCAGUGAGAGCGGAUACUGGAACCCCCGUGAGCAUUUCUCCUUCGUGAUCAAAUCAUCACAGACACUCGGCGCCCUCCCUCGCUUCGAAGGCCUUCUGUCAUGGACGCUCGUCGAUUUCGUAGCCGGUGCAACCGUCGACUUGCUUUGCCGCGACGACCCACCGUAUCCGGUCUACCAUAUUGAGAACCCGAUCCGCCAGAGGUGGGAAGAUAUAAUGCCUGUGCUUGCAGAUGAGCUGCACCUACCACAGACAAACAUAAUUCCAUUCUCAGAGUGGGUGCAGCGCGUUCGGGAGUAUAGUCGACAUGCAGGGUCAGAGCGGGAGAAUCCCGCCAUCAUGUUGGUUGAUUUCUUGGAUGAGAACUUUCUGCGCAUGUCUUGCGGUGGGCUCUUGUUGGAGACCAGGAGAUGUCGCGAGCAUUCGAAGACUCUGGCAGAUAUGGGCCCGGUUAGUGAGGAUGUGACAAGGUUGUAUAUCAAGAACUGGAGGGCGAUGGAGUUUUUGGAUUGA
Messenger RNA from Aspergillus brunneoviolaceus CBS 621.78, 7119 nucleotides. RefSeq names its product putative polyketide synthase. Gene Ontology annotation, biological process: fatty acid biosynthetic process. Bases 1 to 7119 code for a protein of 2372 amino acids. The record is from RefSeq and is a predicted model, not a curated record. Gene Ontology annotation, molecular function: 3-oxoacyl-[acyl-carrier-protein] synthase activity. NCBI's taxonomy places the organism in Eukaryota, Fungi, Ascomycota, Eurotiomycetes, Eurotiales, Aspergillaceae. The transcript has 16 exons.